UUGAAGCGCCAAAAAAUGUUAAAAAAAUGCGCCACUCAAAGUGUUCUUGUAAAGAUUUCACAAAUAAGAAAUGUUAAAACUAGGUUUUGUUUUUCUCAAUUUCAAUUUUCCUUACAGAAUCUUACAGAAAGAUUGGGAAAUACUAUGCACAAUAAACAAUUCAGUUCUUCUUCUUCUUCUUAUUCUCCUUCGUCUCGAUUCCCUUCAGUUUCAGAUUGGGAACAAGCACAGCCCUUAACAGACGAAGAUCUCCAAGCAAUUGACGCAAUCGAAGCGACAUUUUUUCAACAAUCAACCAAUCGCAAAAAACGACAUUCACCUCCUCAAAACGACAACUCCGACUCAUGCCCCCGCAGAACUCGCAGACAGUUACCUAAUUCUGUUUUAGGCCUUUUAACGCCUUUUUCGCUCUCUCCAUGUCGAACCGGUGAUUAUGUGAAGAUGAGAUAUCCAGCGAUGAAAUUUGGUGGGAAAAUAUUGUAUAGUAGGACACCGGCUGAUGUUGACAAAGCUGCGAGGGAGCUUUUAAAGAGUGUCGAAUCUAUACGAAAGGAAACAAGUUCUGCUUCUAUUGGAUUUGAUAUUGAGUGGAAACCUACUUUUAAAAAAGGUGUUUUGCCUGGAAAGGCAGCAGUAAUGCAGUUAUGUAUUGGCACCGAUCAUUGUCAUGUGAUGCAUAUUUUUCAUUCUGGAAUCCCCGAGAGUCUGCAGUUUCUUCUUGAGGAUUCUACACUUAUCAAAGUUGGAGCCGGAAUUGGCAAUGACUGUGUUAAGGUUUUCAGAGAUUAUAAAGUAUCUGUUAAAGCAGUAGAGGACCUCUCCUAUCUGGCAAAUAAGAAACUUGGUGGGGAAUCCAAAAGUUGGGGUCUUCAAUCUCUGGCUGAGAUGCUUGUUUGCAAAGAGCUUCAGAAGCCCAAUAAAAUUAGAUUGGGAAACUGGGAAACAGAUGUCUUGUCAAAGGCGCAACAAGAGUAUGCUGCUACAGAUGCUUUUGCUUCUUGGCAACUUCACCAGGUGUUAAGAAGUCUCCCGGAUGCGAAGGACACAGCUGAUGAAAAAAGUGUGGACCUGAAAGUUGUGCCAUAAUCACCAGGUUUACUUUUAUCCUCAAAUAAUCAUGUAUGCCUAUUCUUUGUACAAACUUGCAAUGAUAAAUUAAAUUUUGGGAAGUUGUCACCUUUUUAAGUUACAACAGAGAGGUUACUUCUAA
Mercurialis annua (annual mercury) is the source of this 1210-nucleotide messenger RNA. RefSeq names its product 3'-5' exonuclease. Gene Ontology annotation, biological process: nucleobase-containing compound metabolic process. The transcript has 6 exons. Gene Ontology annotation, molecular function: 3'-5' exonuclease activity; nucleic acid binding. Lineage: Eukaryota; Viridiplantae; Streptophyta; Magnoliopsida; Malpighiales; Euphorbiaceae. The record is from RefSeq and is a predicted model, not a curated record. Bases 16 to 1086 code for a protein of 356 amino acids.